UCGUCUAUAAAAAGAAUGAAGAAAGAAGAGUGUAACACGAUAAGGGUGUAUCAACAUUCUUAGUUCUCAUUAAUCUCUCUUCAUUAUUUCCCAAACUAUGUCUCACAGUUUCACCAAUCCCUUGUUCUUAUUCUUGCCAAUGGAUUAUAUGUUCAUUUUUGGAAGUGUCAUAGCUUCUGGUUUGGUGUUUGUGCUUGUUCUGUACGGUUCUGCAUCAAACAAGAGAAAAUCCAGUGUUCCAAGUGCAACAACACAUGCACAAAGUAUAAAGACAUCAGAAAAUGGUACAUGGACUCCACCACAAGUCUCAGAAGGAUGUGAUGACAUCAUUAUUGUAGGUGCUGGUGUUGCUGGUGCAGCCCUUGCUUUCACUCUUGGAAAGGAUGGAAGACGAGUUCAUGUUAUCGAAAGGGACUUGAAUGAACAAGAGAGGAUUGUGGGUGAAUUGCUUCAACCUGGGGGAUAUCUUAAGCUGAUUGAGUUAGGACUUGAGGAUUGUGUGGAUGAAAUUGAUGCACAACAAGUCUUUGGCUAUGCCCUUUACAAAGAUGGGAAAAAUACCAAGCUCUCUUAUCCCUUGGAAAAGUUUAGUUCUGAUAUUUCCGGUAAAAGCUUUCACAAUGGCCGUUUCAUCCAAAGAAUGCGAGCGAAGGCUUCUUCUCUUCCCAAUGUAAAAUUAGAACAAGGAACUGUCACAUCUCUAUUAGAAGAAAAUGGAAUUGUCAAAGGAGUUCACUACAAAACUAAGAGUGGAGAAGAGCUUACAGCAAAGGCUCCUCUCACCAUAGUUUGUGAUGGUUGUUUUUCCAACUUAAGGCGUUCUCUUUGCAAUCCUAAGGUUGAUCUACCAUCUUAUUUUGUUGGUCUGAUCCUGGAGAAUUGUAAUCUUCCAUAUGCAAACCAUGGACAUGUUAUCUUAGGUGAUCCUUCACCAAUCUUGUUUUAUCCAAUCAGCAGCACUGAAAUUCGGUGUUUGGUGGAUGUGCCUGGCCAAAAACUACCUUCUCUUGGCAAUGGCGACAUGGCACGUUAUCUGAAAACAGUGGUGGCUCCUCAGGUGCCUUCAGAGCUGCAUGAUUCUUUUAUAGCAACAGUGGAAAAAGGGAACAUAAGAAGCAUGCCAAAUAGAAGCAUGCCUGCAUCUCCAUAUCCAACACCUGGUGCUCUUCUAAUGGGUGACGCAUUCAAUAUGCGUCACCCUUUAACAGGAGGGGGAAUGACUGUGGCUUUGUCUGACAUUGUUCUGCUAAGAGAUCUUCUUAGGCCUUUGCGCGAUCUCCAUGAUUCUACUGCUCUUUGCAAGUAUCUUGAAUCAUUCUACACUCUACGUAAGCCAGUGGCAUCAACCAUAAACACAUUGGCAGGUGCAUUGUACAAGGUGUUCUGCGCAUCACCUGAUCCGGCUAGGAAGGAAAUGAGGCAAGCAUGUUUUGAUUAUUUGAGCCUUGGAGGUGUGUUCUCUCAGGGACCAAUAGCUCUACUCUCUGGUCUCAAUCCUCGCCCAUUGAGCUUGGUUCUCCAUUUCUUUGCUGUCGCUAUAUAUGGCGUUGGCCGCUUGCUCGUGCCAUUUCCUUCGCCAACACGCAUGUGGAUUGGAGCUAGAUUGAUCUCUGGAGCAUCAGGUAUAAUCUUCCCUAUUAUCAAGGCUGAAGGAGUUAGACAAAUGUUCUUCCCAGUAACUGUGCCAGCAUACUACAGAACUCCCCCUGUUAAUUUGCAGAACUAAAUGAUACUUGCAAUAUGUUUGUUCCAGUGUAUAAAAGAAUAACAGAAUAUAAGUCAGUGUCCAACUUGUUUGCAAAGUGUAAUUAGUAUCUUGCCAAAAAUAAAUAAGACAUUGAUUUUGUGCAAUUUGUAUCAUAAAAUUUGAAGAAGUCAUUUUGAAUAUGGGACAAAACAAAGUUCCCAAACACAAAUCUUGUAAGAAUUAAUUGAUCUGUAUACAGUAUGAUUUAUUGACCUCUAUGCAUAUCAGUGAAUACAAGAGGCAAUAGUGAUGAUGGUAGUGCUGAAA
Molecule: messenger RNA, 2014 nt
Organism: Arachis ipaensis
Lineage: Eukaryota; Viridiplantae; Streptophyta; Magnoliopsida; Fabales; Fabaceae
Product: squalene monooxygenase SE1
Biological process (GO): sterol biosynthetic process
Cellular component (GO): endoplasmic reticulum; membrane
Molecular function (GO): flavin adenine dinucleotide binding; squalene monooxygenase activity
Source: RefSeq, a predicted model, not a curated record